Messenger RNA from Solanum verrucosum, 1090 nucleotides. Its product is annotated as xyloglucan endotransglucosylase/hydrolase protein 9-like. Lineage: Eukaryota; Viridiplantae; Streptophyta; Magnoliopsida; Solanales; Solanaceae. Gene Ontology annotation, biological process: xyloglucan metabolic process; cell wall biogenesis. The record is from RefSeq and is a predicted model, not a curated record. The coding region runs from base 122 to 973 and encodes 283 amino acids. Gene Ontology annotation, cellular component: apoplast; cell wall. The transcript has 4 exons. Gene Ontology annotation, molecular function: hydrolase activity, hydrolyzing O-glycosyl compounds; xyloglucan:xyloglucosyl transferase activity.
UCUAUAUAAAUAAAACUAGAGUGGCUCCAAGUUCUUGAUUGGCGCUUUUCCUAACAGACCGAUAGACUUGAACCUUUUUCUUCUGGACUCUGAAAUUAAUCAUUUCAAGUUCCAGACAGCAAUGUCAUCCUUUGUGAUUGUCUUUUUGAUCCUGUCUAUGCUACUAAACACAGGGGUUGGUGUCAACUUCACCGAUGUUUUCGAGUCCAGCUGGGCACCAGACCAUAUUGCUGUUGUAGGAGACCAAGUUACUCUCUCCCUUGACAGUGCUUCUGGCUGCGGAUUUGAGUCGAAGUUCAAAUAUUUGUUUGGGAAAGCCAGCGCACAGAUCAAACUAGUUGAAGGAGAUUCAGCUGGAACAGUUAUUGCAUUUUAUAUGUCAUCAGAAGGAGCUAAUCACGAUGAACUGGACUUUGAAUUUCUUGGGAAUGUUUCAGGGGAACCAUACCUAGUACAAACAAAUGUCUACGUGAAUGGCACCGGAGAUCGAGAGCAGAGGCACGGUUUGUGGUUCGACCCAACAGUGGACUUCCACACUUACUCUUUCUUUUGGAAUCAUCAUUCUAUCAUCUUUUCAGUUGAUGAUAUUCCAAUUAGAGUGUUCAAAAACAAGGAGAAGAAAGGCGUUCCAUACCCGAAAAAUCAAGGCAUGGGAAUCUAUGGAUCAUUGUGGAAUGCAGAUGACUGGGCUACACAAGGAGGGAGAGUGAAGACAAACUGGAGCCACUCUCCAUUUGUUACAACAUUUCGAUCAUUCGAGAUCGAUGCUUGUGAUUUGUCUGGUGAGGACACAAUUGCUGCAGGUGCAAAAUGUGGCAAGUUAGCACAAUUUUUGUGGGAUAAACCAGCCAAGAAGAGGCUAGAAAAGAGCAAAAAACGCCAAUUCAAAAUGGUUCAAAAUAAGUACUUGGUGUAUGAUUAUUGUAAGGAUACUGCAAGAUUCACUCAAAUGCCUAGAGAGUGCUUGUACUAGAGAGACCAACACACUAUUCUAGCAAUGUCAAUGUAUCAAUAUGUUUCUAUCUCGCAAUAUUGUAGCUUUUUAAGAUGUUUAUCCAAUUUGCUAAUAAAAAAUUUUCUUGUUUGGCUU